Chroicocephalus ridibundus (black-headed gull) is the source of this 7339-nucleotide messenger RNA. RefSeq names its product sorbin and SH3 domain containing 2 (gene SORBS2). NCBI's taxonomy places the organism in Eukaryota, Metazoa, Chordata, Aves, Charadriiformes, Laridae. Gene Ontology annotation, biological process: Notch signaling pathway. Gene Ontology annotation, molecular function: protein binding. The record is from RefSeq and is a predicted model, not a curated record. Gene Ontology annotation, cellular component: plasma membrane; synapse; dendrite. The coding region runs from base 489 to 6269 and encodes 1926 amino acids. The transcript has 28 exons.
AGACGCACGACUGCUUUCAAGGGUAGCAGAGCUCCCCUGGGAGGGAAAAGACUGGACAAAUUUAUUUGUAAAGGGGAAUUUUAGAAUCGGUACACCGAGAUCUGGAUAACUCCUUUUAAAGCAGGUAAAUAAUGGCUUUAGAGAUCUUAGAAGUACCGUCUCUCUCGCUGACUGCAGUUAGCUGAGUUUAAGCUGACCUUGAUGGGGAAAGGUUAGUGUGCUGUUACCAGUUCUUCAGGGUGACCGCUACUCUGGAGUCCCUCCUGUCCUCUUUCACACCUCGCCCCAACCAAAAGAAGCCAACAGGCAACUCUUGUCACAUUGACUCUUGCAUGUGAGUUAAAUUAAUUUCUUGAGAGAAACCUUCAUAAAGGGCUAAAUAAACAAGAUCUGCAUAUACAGAAAGUUCUUCUUCUGCAUUUGAGACACAGCUAAACUCCUCUGUCUGGAAAUCUGAAGACUUUUAUAGCAAAUCCUCCAGUGUCAAAAUGAACACAGAUAGCGGUGGGUGCGCUCGCAAACGUGCUGCCAUGUCUGUCACAUUAACAGCUGUGAAGAGAGUUCAGAGUUCUCCAAACCUAUUGGCCUCAGGAUCUGAUUCUCAGUCUCCAGAUUCAGCUUGGAGAUCUUACAAUGAUGGAAGUAGAGAGGCACUGAAUGGAGAUGCUAGCAGUUCAUCUCUUACAGCAAAAGGUUUUAGGAGCGUGCGGCCAAAUCUACAGGAUAAAAAAUCACCAACUCAGGCACCUCUGCCACCCCCUAGAAAAGAAAGUUUUCGGAAAGCAAGAGUAACUAAUCACAAGAACGAAAUUAACCUCCAGGCAGUAACGACCGGUCCGGCUAAACACCUUCCCACAGAUACUGCCUUUUACACUAACGAGGAAUCUGUCCAGGAGACAAUGUCUUCUCAAAUAUCUAACACGAGUGUGUGCUAUGCACAAAAAAUCACUAAACCACUCACCUCCGUCUCCAGUGCAGGCACAAGCGCGGUAGUUGGUAUUAGUACUACUCUCCAUCAAGGCCAAAGGCAACAGUCUCAAAAACGUAGGGUAUCUACCCUGAAAUUAACCCGGACACGCGACCCAGCGAGUAGCAUUCGUUGUAAUACCCAGCAACAGCUCAAGCCUGUUGAAGUGCCAGUAUUUCCACAAAGGCCUGUCUCACCUGCCCGUAACCCCGUGCCUGAGAAACACACAGCAUCUCUUUCCGUUCAGAUAGCUCCCAUCCCUGACAAUAAAGCAGAGCCUGAAAUCCAAGAACAUCCACCUAGUGUUUCUCCAGACACUUCAAAGAUGGCUUCAAAGGAUUUGGGACAAAAGUCUACAGUUCUUCCUUCUUCACAGGCUGCAGAAUGCCAUGUGCUUGGAAACCAGAAAGUAACUGCCCCUGUGAUGGAGGUAAAUGCUUCACAGACACACAGACAAACAGCAACAGAAGCUUCUCCACUGCCUCUUCCUCCUCCUGUGGUACCAGUUAACAGAACCUCUUUCUCACCAGACAGUGCCACCCAUCUAGUACCAUAUUCUUUGCCAACGCUUGAUGAUUUUUUGCCUUCACGCUUUUAUAAAACCCCAGCCCUUUCACAGUUUUCUUACAAAUGCCCAUACCUAGCUUCCGAAAGCCUUAUCCACAGGAACGAAACGGCCUCUGUAAGCACAGAUUCUGCCAUGAGCGAGUGCUCCUCCCGCACAGUGAGUGAGUCCUCCACGGCCAUUCUAGAUGAGCUGCAGACUUGUAGCUAUGAUACCACUGACUGCUCUGAAACACCUUCCCCAACCUUGAGCCAGAUGUCUGCUGUGUCAGAUGGCACCACCUUAACCAACACUGCUGCCACCUCUCAUGCUCAGAUCACAGUGAAUGGGAACUCUGGCACGGCUGCCAGCCCAGUGAGUCACUUCCAAAGGCCUUUUUCCCCUUCUUCAGCUUACCCUCCGCCAGCUUCGCUCAAUUCCAACAUUGUUAUCAUGCAGCAUGGCAGGAUGAUGGAGUCCACAGAGACAUACUCACAGCAUGUUCAGACUGUUGGCAGCAGCACCACCACCAGUACAAUACCGAUCUGUAGAUCCUCAGAAGAAGAAAAAAAAAUUACAGUCAUUAAAGCUCCACAUUAUGCAGGGAUUGGCCCGGUGGAUGAAUCUGGAAUCCCUACAGCAAUUAGAACGACAGUUGACAGGCCGAAGGAUUGGUACAAGACAAUGUUCAAGCAAAUCCAUAUGGUUCACAAGCCCGAUGACGACACAGACAUGUAUAAUACUGCAUAUGCAUACGGUACUGGUAGCUACAGUCCGUCCUUCUCUGCUCAGGCACACCCGGCUGCAAAGACGCAGACGUACAGACCGUUGUCUAAAAGCGCUUCUGACAGUAGCUCCGAUGCCUUUAAGGUCUCAUCCCCUUUACCACCUCCACAUGUGCCACCUCCAGUCCCACCGCAUCGUCUGAGGGAAAGGUCGACACCAGAAAAAAAUGACUGGGAUCCCCCUGACAGAAAGGUAGAUACCCGCAAGUUCCGUUCUGAACCAAGAAGUAUUUUUGAAUAUGAGCCGGGAAAGUCAUCAAUCCUUGAACAUGAAAGACCGACUUCCUUGUAUCAUCACUAUUCAACAGACAGAGGCCUGGACAGGCCCUCUAGUUCUGCGAGUACGGCGAGCGACUACCGAAAAAGAAGGAAGUCGGAACCUGCUGUAAGUCAUCAGAGGGCGCACAGCGAUCAGAACGCCAGCAGACCUACCCUGGGCCGCGCAGAUGUGCAAGGCCCGUAUUCCACCCUUAGAAAGCCUUUAACUAGCUCGUCUCCUUCUUCUCCAUCAAGAGCAAAAGGUGGGGACAUUAGCAAAGUAUAUCCAUCCCUUUUAAGUUAUUCAGUGCACAACCACAACACCUCAAAUGAAUUAGAUUACUGUAGCACUUACAGGCAACAUUUAGCUGUUCCAAACGAUUCAAGAAGGGCCAUCAACUACAAGAAUGGCUGGCAAAUGACUCGUCAAAAUGCAGAAGUCUGGAGCAGCACAGAAGAAACCGCUUCUCCAAAGAGGAAAUCUCGUAGCUGUGAUGAUCUGUUAACAGAUGACCGGGAUGGCUUCCCCGAUGCGCAGGCCAAGUCUGAAAGCAUGGGCUCGCUGUUAUGUGAGGAGGACUCCAAAGAAGUUUGCUCAAUGAACUGGACCUCCCCAUAUGUUCCUGAGGGCCGUGGUGGUAUUAGCAGGCCGAGAGUUCGUCACAGAUCUGCACACGAUGCCCCAGGUUUCCUAAAAAUGUACAAAAAGAUGCACCGCAUCAAUCGCAAGGACUUGAUGAAUUCUGAGGUGAUUUGUUCUGUGAAGUCCAGAAUCCUGCAGUACGAAAAAGAACAGCACAAAGGUAUUCUUCAAGGCUGGAGAGAGUCUUCUACUGAAGAGGUGCCUAGAGACAUGGUACCAACCAGAAUAUCUGAAUUUGAAAAGUUAAUUCAGAAGUCAAAAUCAAUGCCGAACCUGGGUGAUGAAAUGUUGUCGACCGUUACACUAGAGCCUCCUAAAAACGGCUUAUGUCCAAAGAGGCGAUUUUCUAUUGAAUCCUUGCUGGAAGAAGAAAAUCCAGUCAGACAUCCCUCUCAGGUACAACGGAGCUACAAGUCUAAAACCCUGGUGCCAAUUCAUAUUGAAGUGACCAGUGAUGAGCCACAACGAUCGCAUAUGGAUUUUUCCGACAGUGAUCAAGAUGGAGUGGUUUCUGACCUCAGUGACUUUAUCCAGAUAGAGGGUUCAUCCUUUUGUAGUGAAAGUGACUUCGACGACUUUUCCUUCACAUCAUCCGAAAGCUUUUAUGGAUCAGGCCAUCACCAUCACCACCACCACCACCACCACCGGCAUCUCAUCAGCUCCUGCAAAGGGCGAUGCCCAGCAUCCUACACCCGCUUCACCACCAUGCUCAAACAUGAAAGGGCUAAACAAGAAACCACUGAAGAUCCCAGGAGACAGGAAGCAGAGUCUGGCCUCUCUAAGAUAGCAUUCCUAGUCAGCCCAGUGCCUUUCCGGAGGAAAAAAAGUGCAGCUCCUAAAAAACAAACUGAAAAGAAAAAAUGCAAGUCGUCUGUAUUUGAAGCACUCGAUUCUGCACUUAAAGACAUCUGUGACCAAAUUAAAGCUGAAAAAAGAAGGGGAAGCCUGCCCGACAACAGUAUAUUACACAGACUUAUUACCGAGCUGCUUCCAGACAUUCCAGAACGGAAUUCAUCUCUCAAAGCUCUGAAAAAGAGUCCCAUGCACCAGCCUUUUCAUCCACUGCCUCAAGAUGGUGCUAUCCAUUGCCCACUGUACCAGAACGAUUGUGGAAGAUUACCUCUUAGUGCCUCUUUUCCAGACAUGGACGCAACUAACAACAAUGAUAGUGCACUGUGUUUCCAAGUAGACCAGGAGUCUCCUGGAAGCUAUUCUUCUGCUUUCACUGAUGUGGGACGAUGUACUCCAAGGGAGAGAAGAGGAACUACAGAGAAAGAGAAACUGCCAGCUAGAGCUGUGUAUGACUUUAAAGCUCAGACUUCUAAAGAGCUGUCCUUUAAGAAAGGAGAUACUAUCUAUAUCCUCAGGAAAAUUGAUCAAAACUGGUAUGAGGGCGAGCACCACGGAAGAGUUGGAAUAUUCCCGAUUUCUUAUGUCGAGAAACUUUCUCCCCCAGAAAAAGCACAGCCUGCCAGGCCGCCUCCCCCCGCACAGAUCGGAGAGAUUGGAGAAGCCGUUGCCAAAUAUAAUUUCAGCGCAGACACAAAUGUGGAGUUGUCGCUUAGAAAGGGAGACAGAGUAAUCCUUCUGAAGCGAGUUGAUCAGAACUGGUACGAAGGUAAAAUACCAGGAACCAACAGACAAGGCAUCUUCCCCGUUUCCUACGUCGAAGUCAUCAAAAAGAAUGCAUCAAAAAGUCUCGAUGACUACCCUGAUCCUCCGAUACCCCAAAGCUAUUCUAGUGACAGAAUACACCAUUUAAGUUCAACUAAGUUGCCUGCCCAAGCACUGUCCCCACUUCCCAGACACCUUUCCUCCUCUUGGUCUCACACUGAUCAAAAGAUUCUCCGGGCUGCCGCUAGUGAUGGCUUUUCAAGGACUGUUGGCUUUUCACCUUCAAGCGUGCGCACCUUACCUCCUCCACCAUUUCCAGACACUUUUCUUUGUGACUUAGAAGAGCUCAAUUCUUUGGCACUGACAACAUCCCAGUCCGUAGCAAUCUCCCCAGGUAAUAGCCUUCAGCGAGUCAAGGAUGAUCACUUUAGUCCAAAUACAGAGGUCUCUCUCAGCUCUCCUCCAGCUCUUCCUCUGUCCUUUCUUGUACCUACCUCUGUCUCAUCCCACGACACAGUCUAUAAGCACACCGGUAACCAUGCCAAACCAGGAAAAGAUAAAGACUUGAGAGUGAUACUUGACUCUCUGGUUAUUGAAGAACCUAAAGACUUGUCAGAUGCUACAGGCGAAGGUGAACAUGUUGGCGCUAUCAGUAGCACCCCUUCGCCACAGGAAGGUGGCCCCAUCUCCAGUGUGGUAGCUGCAUCUGCUGAAAACGAAGAGGAAAUGUGUACUGCAGACCUCUCAGUUAACGCAGGGGAUCAGUCACAGCCUCGAGAAUCAGAGUUCUACAGAGGAGUGCGAGACUCAAUGGAAGAGCUGACAAGACUCCAUAUAGAGGAGGAUGUGGGAGAUGACAGUUUAGAAUUCCCAGUAGCGAGUGGAGGAGACUCCAUGGUAUGUUCUGAAGGAUACGCUUCACCGACUAUUGAUAAGCCAGCUCUACAUUCAGCGGGAACAUCAGGAGACUCCGAUCCUCCUCCCCACCUUUCUUCUAUUCUUCCGUUUCACUCUGCCAUGGCACCGGCUUCUCAUUCUGUCCCUACAACAUCCCCGUCUCCCGCUUCCCUCUCCCCUCCUCUCCUUCCUGCACCCCUCCAUCAGCAGGAGGAAGACUCACCAACGUUCAAGGCUAAUUUAAAGCGAGAGCUAUUUGUUCUGGGUAAACCUCCUCGUAGCCCAGUGAUGACUAGGAGACCCUGCAGCUCACCUGGCCGAGGUCCCAGCCAUUCGCACAGGCCACAGCGCCCCGUGCUUGCUCAUGAAAACAUACACGGUGGGGGGGAACCGUUUCAGGCUCUAUAUAACUAUACUCCUAGGAACGAAGAUGAAUUGGAGCUCAGAGAGGGAGAUGUCAUUGAUGUGAUGGAAAAGUGUGAUGAUGGAUGGUUUGUGGGAACCUCGAGAAGAACCAAAUUCUUUGGUACUUUCCCUGGAAACUAUGUCAAGAGGCUGUGAAUUUUUAUUUUUUUUUCCCCUACUUAUUUAUGCUGCAUCUCUGCAACACAUCUGCAUAAAGCUGCUAGAAAACAUGCUCCGCUGGCCUUCUGUUUUCUCGCUUGCAGUCUCGAACAGAGACCAUCUAGUUCACCCCCAUCCCAUGCCACCCGCCCCGCCGUCCCUGCAGUAUUACAGCAACGACCACCGCGUGAAUAACUAAGCUUUUCUGAAACAAGAGAGGAAGCGUUUCAACAUUUAAAUACUCCCUGCUUUAAAGUCUUUUCAUAGGAAAAUAUGAAGGACAUAGGAAAAAGGCCGCUAGAGGAGAAGCCUGAUGAGAGGUACACGGAUGAAUUGCCGGGAGGGGGGGGUGGGAAGGGGGAGAAACCGUUCUCGGUUUGGACAUUUUGGGGUACCAUCAUGAAGUGCGAUGGGCUAUUUUCCAGCAUGCAUGUAAUACAGGGGGAAGUUGCUGUUUACUAUUUUUAAAGAAAAGAAAAAAAAAAAAAAAGAUAUUGUUUGAGUUUCCCCAUCCUUAUUAGCUUUGGCAGCAUUUGUCGCUUUCACUUUGCCGUAUCACAGGUUUGCCUAUUGUGCUGGUUUACAACGUAUGACAAAAUUGUAACGUAGAUUUUUUUGCCUGCACUUGUAUGUUGUAACAUAUGCACAGUGAUUGUAAAAUCUCAAGCAAGCGUAGUGAAAAAAAAAAAAGAAAAUAAUAAUGGAAGAACUGCAAGUGUUCCGAACGGGUGCAAUGGUAUCGGCUAAACCUUUCUUCUUUUUUCCCUAAUAAAGCUGUAGCGUUUUCUGUUAAAAGGUAAAAAGUGCAAGAGGCGUAAAACCUCGGGAAAGAGGAUUUAACGAAGAGACAGACAAUGAUAUAAGCAUAGACAAAUACUAACCUGCUACUGACGUUCAAUGGUUGUAAUCCAAAAGUCGUCAUAGUAAGCAAGAUGGAAUUUGAGAGGUUAGUGUUUUUACGUAUCAGGAAUGUUAAGCAGCAGGAAGUAAACAGUGUUAGUGCAAAGGGUUGUUGGUUGUUUGGGGUUUUGAUUUUUUUUCCUAACAUAGCCACCUGAAAAGAAAAA